Brassica rapa (field mustard) is the source of this 1026-nucleotide messenger RNA. Its product is annotated as protein PHLOEM PROTEIN 2-LIKE A1. Gene Ontology annotation, molecular function: carbohydrate binding. NCBI's taxonomy places the organism in Eukaryota, Viridiplantae, Streptophyta, Magnoliopsida, Brassicales, Brassicaceae. The record is from RefSeq and is a predicted model, not a curated record.
UCAAAACCUCUUUGGGCUAUAAAUUUAGAUGAAAUCAUUUGCCAAUCUGUAAACUGAGGUAACACAGUCGCAAAAAAAAUUCAAUUGGAGAAGAUGUUUACCUAUCGGGAUUGGGUAAAAAAGGGUGAACCGAAGGUAUUAGAUACUCCACGUAAUUAUGAGGCCAGUCCCAAAAACGCCAAGGUUCCAAUCUCUCCCUCCACUGAACAGCUACGUUCUCAUGAUUUCCUGAAGCCCAAGAAUCUGAACAACGGACAUAUCAAAUCUUGGGUGGACGAGAAAAACAGCAAUUUCAUGCUCUCUCCAAGGAACCUCUCGAUCACUUGGUCGGAUGACCCCAAUUAUUGGACGUGGUUUCUCAACAAGGAGUCACCAAACGAGGUAGGUGUAGAAGCUGUGGCGUUGAAAAACGUGUGUUGGCUUGACAUCACGGGAAAAUUCGACACGAAGAAUCUCACUCCAGGGAUUACGUACGAGGUAGUCUUUAAGGUGAAGCUAGAGGAUCCGGCCUAUGGAUGGGACGCGCCGGUGAACAUUAAGUUAGUCUUGCCUAACGGUAAAGAUAAACCGCAGGAGCAAAAGGUGAGUUUAAGGGAAAUACCAAGGUAUCAAUGGGUCGAUAUUAUAGUCGGAGAGUUCAAGCCGGAGAAAAAUUCCGCGGGAGAAAUCGUUUUCUCAAUGUAUGAGCAUGAAAGUGGCGUUUGGAAGAAAGGGCUCUUCCUCAAAGGUGUUGAAAUUUGCCCCAAAUAUACAAAUUAAUCUUGGAAUAUAAAUUUCCAAAUGCACACUGAACCUUUAUAUAUAUAUAUAUUCCACAUCAUGACAUGUCUAUAUGGAAUGUGUGCAUAUAUAUUAUAAGGUUGAUCUAUCGUAUUAUUACUUUAGAUACCUACUUUGAUGUUGGUAUUGAAUAAAAGCAAAAACCGAGAGUUGGUGUUGUAAUGUUUUAAGUUUGAAUUCGAGUUUUAUGAUUUGAGUGUAUGUAUGUAAUAAAUAAUCCGAUCAAUGAACAUUUGUUAUGUAUGA